AAAAAAAAAAAAAAAAAAGAAACUCAGCGCCGUCGUAAACCCAAACGCGAAGCGCCAGGAACACAAACGGUAACUUAAAUCACAGUGGAUACAGCCCCGGCAGAGCAUGCAGCUCACUUACUGUGUCUGUGUCUCCCUACCUCCAGCACAUGCUCAUCACUGCAAGGGAGCCAGCAGAGCAGCACACAACACCAGACGCAAGGGAUGAGAAAAAGACGAUAGAAAACGGCGGUGGACGAACUGCCUCCUCCAGCCGUUUUAAUUCCGCCCGCCUCCGCGAUACAUGACAAACGCAUCGCAGCCGUUGCAUGAUGCGGCCGUUUGGACGUACAGUACGAGUCCUGGGGGCGCACAAGCUUUUCGUGCUGCGUUUCACUAACAAACUUAACUGGUGCUUCUCUCACUGUGGCGUCAAACUCGGUCUGCAAUCAUGGAGCACCGAGAUGAUAUCGUGGAAAAGCUGAGAGAGAAAUAGACAUGUACAGGUGAUAUCAGUGAGAAAAGAAAUGUCACGCUCGUGGCUGAACGGAUGCUGAGCGUUGCGAUGCAAGGGCGUUUGGAUCAUCGUCACGGCGCCGACGAUGAAUCAAAAGCUGGUCACACGGGAUGAUCCUUGCUAUAGUCGUCAAUGUCUCAAAUCGCCCUUACGCAAAGAAGCAAAAAAGCACUCCAGGACCAAUGCAUCACAAACGCGUAGCAGGUAGCUUAACAGAUCAGAGAGACAUCGACCUACGUCGAUCUGCAAUUUCAUCUCGCGAACCGGCCUGUUCACGACCCAAGUACCUAUCCCUUAGUUUCUGCCUGUCAGUCUGAGCGAAGUGGACAUCCUCUUUUGUCUCUCGUGAAUUUUAUCCCGAAUUGCGGGUUGGAUCUCGGCAGGGGAGGGGGCAGCCCUACCCCCAGACGGGCCAAGAUCACCAGAGGUCGGGAGCUUAGACGGCACUAACCUGGCUUUCCCGAGCAAGCCCAAGCCCAAGCUCGACUGGCUGGGUGUGCGCAAGGGAGAAGUGACGGGCCAUUAUCUGGGGGGCGUGUUUCUUUGCUCUCGAUCUUCUUCCCAUUUUCACACACUCGCUUGCUCCCUCGCUUUUUCACUGCAAGAGAUUUCGUUAAUCCUUGUUUAGCGUCUGGACGCUUGGGGACUCACACUCGAUAAACAUAUCACUAUAUAUCGUCGUCAUCUCCGCUUUGUGCUCUCUUGCUCUCUCGAACCGUUUUUGUGUUGCGUAGACCCGACACAUUCCUUUCCAAACCACGUUCCUUACAAUAAAAAGAUAUUUCCCUAUACCUUCACUCAAUACCUCGACAACAUCGACAUUACACUUUUUCCUUAACUCGCUGCUACAAUGGCCGAAACCGAAAAACCCGAGGCCAGAUUCGAUGGCCUCGGCAUCUUCUGGAUCGUCUGGACCUUCAUCUGGACAUUCAUCGUCGCGGGCGGCAUGGUCUUCCUCUGGAGACGCCGCGACAUGCCCAUGCUUCGAAUCCGCGACCUCCCGCUUUCCUUCGCCGCUAUUAUCCUUCUUCACAUCUACUGGGGAGCCAUCCAGACCGGAUACGUGUACUUCCCGCUGUUCACGCCCGAGGGCGAGUUCUGGAUCAUGAGCUUGUAUUUCCCCUUUGGCAUCGCCUUGUUCCACGCCUCCAACAGCCGUUUCCUGCAUGUCGCGAAGCAGCAGAAGGAACUGUUUGCUUCGGAUGAGAAGGCGCCGUCCAAGAGUCGUGUUAGACCUGGGUCGUUGCUUGGUCGCUUUAAGGCGCUUGAUUACUCCAAGAAGAUUCUCGUUACGGUUGGACUGGGAAUGGUGGUCCAGUUCAUCCUCACCAUCAUCAUGUGGUGCUUAUCUAAGAAGUUCCAUCCCUCCUGGGGUGUUGCCGGCACGGAAGUCCAUCCUGGCUCCGAGGAGUACCGAAAGUCUCAGGUCGGAAAGGGCUGGGAAUGGUGGCCCUCUGUAUUCUGGCAGUUCCUUUGGGCAUGGAUCGUCGCCCCUUACAUCCUCUGGCAGGCCCGUGGUGUCAACGACACGCAGGGAUGGAGAGUCCAAACCGUCGCAUGCUGCAUUGCUAACCUCCAUGCCACUCCUAUGUGGCUCAUCGCCUUGUAUGUUCCUGCCAUGGCGCCCGUCAAUUACUACUGGAUUCCUCCUCAAUGGCUCGCAAUCUCCAUCAUGGCCAUUGAGAUCUUUACCAUCUUCUGGCCCUGCUGGGAAGUCAUCCAGCACCAGAACCUCCGCCAAGAGACCCUCGACUCCAUCGCUCAAUGGCAGCUCAACAAAAACGCGGCGACGAAUGGUGCUCGAUCUGUCGCUACUGGUUCUACUACUGUUGCCCCCUCCGCUCUGACGUCCUGGUCCAAGGACGGUUCUGUCAAGAGCAGCGCCUCUGGUGAGAGUAUCCUCACCAUGGAAGCUCUUGAGUAUGUUCUCGAGCGUAACCCCGAACCUCUUCAGCAGUUCUCAGCCCUUCGUGACUUCUCUGGUGAAAACAUUGCUUUUCUACGAGCUGUCGCUGAGUGGAAGUCUUCAUUGCCACCUGCUGUGCGCGACCCCGAGAAGAUCAAGGAACCGGCGGUGCAAGAACUCGUCCGCGAGAGAUUUAACAGCGCUCUUCGCAUUUACACCGGCUUCGUCAGCUCCCGCGACGCAGAAUUCCAGAUCAACCUCUCAUCGCAACAACAAAAAAUUCUAGAGGGUGUCUUUGAGAGUUCCGCGCGCAUCCUCUACGGCGACAAGAAGCAGGUUGACCCAGCGUUGCCAUUCGAGACAUUCCAGAUGGUAACAACGCCCACCAAAGUCAAGUCCUCAGCUGCAUCAUCACACGGUUCCGAGACAGGUAUCAUGGCAGCUGACUCUGUCGCUGACACUGGAUACAUGAGCGACAAGGCUAUGUACUGGGGUGAUAUCCCCGAGGGCUUUGAUGCGACUAUUUUCGACGACUCGGAGAAGCACAUCAAGUAUCUUGUGCUUACCAACACUUGGCCCAAGUUUGUCAAGGACCGACGAUGCUCAAUUGACUCCAAUGAUACCCUCGAGGCAGGAAACGGAAUCCCCAUGGCUAAAUGAUUUACCUGGGUGAUCUAACCUGAAUUUACGGAUUUAUUUACGGGAUGGGAGUUUGGUGGUGAUUUACAAGUGAUUCCCUCUUUUAUCUUCACUUUUUUACCGGGAAGGCUUCUUGGAUACCUACUCUAUGUAUUUAUUAAUGAAAAAACACGCGACUGCAUCGCCAGUCAUUCUUCUCCUUGCUCACCUUCUUCUCUGACUCAGUGAAUUAAAGUAAACGUGUUCAUCUGCCGUAGCUUCAAUCCAAG
Messenger RNA from Fusarium verticillioides 7600, 3310 nucleotides. RefSeq lists its product as hypothetical. The transcript has 5 exons. NCBI's taxonomy places the organism in Eukaryota, Fungi, Ascomycota, Sordariomycetes, Hypocreales, Nectriaceae. Bases 1347 to 3062 code for a protein of 571 amino acids. The record is from RefSeq and is a predicted model, not a curated record.